AAGGUGCUUCGCAGCUCAAAAUAAAAUCAUGGCAAGCACUCAUUACAUGUAAGAUCAGGUCACCAGCUCAAGAAAGAGAUCAUGGUAGUUCAACAGAUAUUGCGUGUAAUGCGCCAUUGCGAUAUUGUUACUUUUUUUAUGGCCCCACUUCAAGCUAAGCUCUCGAUAAGAGAUUGACAGUACUCAAGAAACAAAUACAGCUAUUAUCAUGUUAUAAACCAGUUUAAGAGGUGCCGGCUAACCGAAUGCGUCGUCAGUGUUAUCGCGGAAUGCGUUGACCGAUUGCGAUGCGUGUCUUCUAUCGUUUUAUGUUAUCUUAUCUUUACGCAGGCCCUUGCGUGGCUUUGCUGUGUGAGUACGACGCACUGCCCGAUAUCGGCCACGCUUGCGGCCACAACCUGAUCGCCGAGGCCUCCGUGGGCGCUGCGCUGGCUGUGAGCGAGGCCAUGAAGAACCACAAGGGACAUUCGGGGCAAAGUGGUUGUAUUGGGCACGCCAGCGGAGGAAAGCCACUGCGGUAAGGAGCUGCUGAUACGAAAGGGUGCCCUGCAGGGUGUCGACGCGGCGCUCAUGGCGCACCCAGCUCCAGAUGACAUCUUGACACUCGGGUUCGCUGCGACGCAGCAGCUGUCACUCCGCUUCAAAGGCAAACCAGCCCACGCAGGGGCGUCGCCGUGGGAGGGACUGAGCGCCCUGGAUGCUGCCGUCGCUUCGUACGUCAACGUCAGCCUGCUUCGACUGCAGCUGAAGCCGACCGCCAGGAUUCAUGGCGUCAUCACUGAAGGCGGCAAGUCCCCGAACGUGAUCCCCGAGGAGACGGAGAUGCGCUUCAGCGUCCGGGCUCCGAGUACCGAGGAACUGGCCCAGCUCCUGCGGAAGGUGGAAGCCUGCUUCAGAGCGGCGGCUGACGCCACGGGCUGCUCCCUGGACAUGGAGAGGAGGUUGCCGUACAUGAACGUCUUGCACAAUGCCACUAUCGCAGAAACGUACCGGAAGCACGCCCACGCUUUCGGCGUGUCCUUCCUGGACGACGUCGCGAAGAACGCGCCGACCACGGGAGGUGCCACGGACUGUGGCAACGUGUCGCACCGGGUGCCCGCCAUCCACCCUAUGCUCGGCGUCCGCGCCGAUAAAGGAUCGGGGAACCACACGCGAGGUUUCGCCGCCGUAGCCAACUCCGCGGACUCCCAGCCGCCCACGCUGAGGGUGGCCAAGGUCCUGGCUCUGACGGCGCUCGAUCUGCUCACGGACGCCGAGCUUCUGCGCGAAGCGAAGCGGGAGUUUGCAGCUUUGCAACUACCACCGGAAGAGGAGCUGCAAUCUGCGCUGUCGUGAAAUGAGAGCUUUAGUCGCUAUGCGCUUCGUUUUAACGCUUUAAGCUGGAUUCACGCCCCGGGUCGAUCCACUGGUCGAAACAUCGUUGACGAGCGUGACAUCGUGGCUGAGCUGCGACGAGCGUCCUUGUGUGUGGCGUGAUUUGGUUGCGCUGGGCCACGUCAUGUCCGUCCACGGAACGAAUAUUACCAAUUCGGUCAGUCGUGUCACGGUUGGAGUGCAGCGCAUGUGCGAUGUACUUGGAGCAGGCGCACGAUAUGGCCUGCUCACGGGGGCUUGUUGCUGCCUAUCGUCGGAACUGUCCGGGGCCACUAGAGCCUGCCCUUUCUUGCGUUUAAUUGUAGCCCUUUCGCCUUCACUGCUCGAUGCCGGCCGUGGCCUCGUUUGCUCGAGAAAGCCUCGGCGCCCUGGUUUACACACCCGGGCCGUUAUCUUGUACGCACUCCAAAAGGUGAUGUUCGGUUUCGCCUCACGCGAUUGGCCUAGAUUGGCCUAGGCCACGAUAUCUGGGAAAUCGCGUGAGACGAAACCGGACAUCGGCUUUUCGAACACGUACAAGAUAGCGGCCCUAGAGUAGGCUGCUAAACACUCUACUUCUAAUGCUUAACAAAAGCGGCCGUAGCUUAUGAAGGUGUGAAGUUCCAGCUACAAACGCGCAAAGAGAUCUAUCUUUUCGUUUUCUGUGACUCCAGGUGAUUAGUAUUGGAAGGGCACGGAUCGCUCAGAAAUGAUGCACGGUCAGCUACAAUUCUUGCUGACAGAUGUAAAUAAAUAAAAAUAUUUAAAUGAGGAACGAAGGUUUAGGAACAUGUAGCCUAAAUGCAAAUGGCAAUACACACAAAAAACUAAAAAGAAAGAGCAACACCAAAAAGUAAGAACACGCACUGCUUGCAAUAUACUUUGAAGCACUGUCGUAAAACGCUUAUAGCCUGAAAUCAUGGCCUGAGAGCAUGGGAGCAGAAUUGCAUCACGUGUUCUUUUAGAGAUGUUUCAGCGUCGCAAUGACGUUUAGCGAAAAGAAAAGCGCUGCAUUUAGCACUUCUGCUGCCGCGAGGUUCAAUGAGUAUACGUGCUUUCUUGUCGGAUUUGAGGAAAUUUUAUACAUUUGCCUUGGGUGCUCAUAAAUAAUCAGCACAAAUGUGCCACCGAUGACGGCCGCGUGGUCCAGGAGCUCACGUUAUAGAAAUUGACUGCGUCGCUGCCAACAUUGUUGUGAACGUGGCAGGGAACGAAGUUUUGAAUAUGACUCGUUCAUUGUUGUGAGGGUAUUUUACUCCUGUUCAGAGCGGGCCGUUCUCCGUGAGCUUGAACGUGGUGUUUGCAGAGUAGUAUAAACCGGAAUAUCCAUCGAGAUUUCUUUAAAAAAUAUGACAGCCAAAGUUGCCCCUCGUCUUAUAUAGCGGUCUUUUGAUAUAGCGUAUAUUGUGAGUCUUCCGUAGGACAAGCCAAGGUCAGCGGUCGACCUAUAUACUCCUUGCCGACUUAUAUUCCGGUUGAUACGGUAGUUAUCAGCAACAAUGCGAAUUGCUGCUCCGUCGUACGUAUGCCUCGACAGGACAGGUGACGUUCUUCGUCCACACAAACGAGUCUCUCCCGCUGAGAGUUAUUGAGAGAGAAAUAAUUUAACACGGCUUCCUGUAAGCGCUGGUUACCUGAUAUCCAUCUAUCCAGAAUGAACUCAUGGAUUGAUUUGGUUUAGCGUGCGAAAGCAGCACGAGGGCCAUGAGAAGCGCUGUAGUGAUCGCCUCCAAAUUAAUUUUGACAAUACGUGCGCACAGCUCCAUUGGAAUGGGUCCAUCACACCCGGAAAUGGAAUCCAUGACCUCGUACUCAACAGCUGAGCAGUGCAGCCACUGACUUCCUACAAACCACAAUACGCCGGCACAUUAUUCUGUUGCGGGACACUUCUUGGCCACGAAGAAGCAGGAAGUUUAUGUCGCUGUGAGAACAUUUACGUCCGAUGACACUCGCACACAGUCACAUAAUCCGAUAAGACAUCCUCAUUGAGCCCAGCAUUACCCGAUGUCACCAGGACUCUGUAUACUUGUGGAACCUGGUCUAUCAUGCGUUGUUCCCGCAGAAAUUAUUUUAACAGCGAUUUCGAUGCCUGACUCUCAGAACGCAGUGCUCCAGGUUCGAUUCCACUUGUCAGACCACUGUUAUCAACCUUCGGCCUACGUAGCGAUAACACAAGAAACCGUAAUGCGUAUUUACCUUUCUGCAUUCGCCGAUAUGUACGAAAUACUGGCGUUUUUCUCAUGGUAUUGUGCUAAAACGUUGACGCCAGACAUACACGUACCGCAUGAAACCCUCUUAUAUCUUUUCGAUAUGUAGAAAUGACAUCAUAAUACCAUACAUGAUGGUAUUUUGCCAUAGUAGUUCCUGACCGUCCCGCUUCAAUGAUAUUUGAAAGAAUUAUAAUGCUUUUCGUGAAAUGCUCCAGAUGCAGGACAAAAUAAAACUGACCUUGAAAGUCGGAGUGCCAGCAACUCUCAUUACAAAACAGGCAGACAUGAUGCCUUUGUUUGUUUGUUGUUUAUUCUUGCUUGAUGGUAUGCCUGAACGCAAGAGAUGACGGGGCAGUGUGACGUCUGUGCCCAACUUGGGCUCGGAUUAGCCCAUGUUUCCCGUAAGACGAGAAAACGAACAAAAAUAUCACCGCCGAAGCACUCCGUAGAGAUGGUUGACUAGCGAAGCUGAAACGUGCGGCCCCGGUGUUUAUCACUGGGCUAAUCCCAACGGUUCAUUAAGGUAUUUCUCAAUCAUCGGUUACGUCUU
Molecule: messenger RNA, 4113 nt
Organism: Dermacentor silvarum
Lineage: Eukaryota; Metazoa; Arthropoda; Arachnida; Ixodida; Ixodidae
Product: peptidase M20 domain-containing protein 2
Exons: 5
Coding region: 571-1335 (254 amino acids)
Molecular function (GO): dipeptidase activity
Source: RefSeq, a predicted model, not a curated record